Molecule: messenger RNA, 756 nt
Organism: Ascoidea rubescens DSM 1968
Lineage: Eukaryota; Fungi; Ascomycota; Saccharomycetes; Ascoideales; Ascoideaceae
Product: BCNT domain-containing protein
Exons: 1
Source: RefSeq, a predicted model, not a curated record
GAAACAUCCAGGGAGAUCAAAAGAGCCAAUUACAACAAGAUAGAAAGUCAGACUGGGGGAUUGAUAAAAACAAGACAUCAGAGAAGGUUGGAACAACUUGAAUUGAAUGGAAAGAAAUUUUUGUCAGUCAGCCUCGAUAAUGGCCAUGGCAAUGAAAACAUCAACUUGAUAUGGGAGCAGAUGAAUAAGAGCAACAGCGAUAGAUCCAAAUCACUUGAAGAAGCUCAACAAAAUGCCAUUGGCCCAACCAAAAAAAAUAAUGCAUUAAAAGAUGGUGACAAUCAAAUGAUAAAAAUUAAAACAUCUUAUGAGUUUGCUGGAGAAACAAUAUCCGAAGAAAAAUAUGUCAACACAAACUCUGCUGAAGCAAAAGCGUAUUUGAAUUCCAUACAUUCCAAUUUAAAUUCAACCUCAAAUAAAAAUAAUAAUAAUAAUAAAACAAGAACUUUCAGGAAAAGUAAUAAUGAAAACAAUAGUAAUAACAAGGAAAGUAAUAUCAAAAUCAAGAAACGAAUCAAGAGAAAACGGCCUUCGAUAAUUGAUGCGAUUAUCAACAAUGCAAAGUUGCAAAAAAUAAACACUUUAGAGAAGUCAAGAUUGGACUGGGCAAGUUUUGUGGAUAGAAAUAACAUUGACAACGAAUUAAAAUCUCACAACAAAGAUGGUUAUUUGUCAAAGCAAGACUUUUUACACAAAGUUGAACUAAACAAAGAUCUACAAUAUAAACUUGCCAAUAAAAAAUUAAAUUCCCUUAAA